AUGGGAGAAACAAAAAUUUUGGGCGUAGAAACUCCAACAAAGGAGGCAACAAUUUCAAUAAUCAACAACAAAGCAACAGUCCCAAUCAUCAACAAGGAAGCAACAGUUCCAAUAAUUAACAAGGAAGCAGCAAUUCAAAUAAUCAAAAUGGAAGAUCAUCCCUUCAAUGCUAUGUUUGCAACAAAUAUGGGCAUAAAAGUGCAGAUUACCGAUACAAAUGUACCCGGUGCAGGAUACCCAACCAUUCACAAAGAGACUGCAGAUACCAGAAAAACAAUGAAGCAACUUUUACGGAGAACAAUGACUCUCAAGAGAAAUUGUUUUAUACAUGUUUCAGUUCUCAUCAAGAUUCACAAGAUGUUUGAAGAAAAAGUGAACUCACAAGUCAAGCUUGGUGAUGGAAAACUACACAACGUGGAAGGAUUCUUGGUGAAAUUUGAAGAUGACUGUUGUGAGAUUUCUGAUAAAAAGAAUAAUACUCUGGUGGCAAAGAUAAAAAUGACAACAAACCAAGUUUUUCCCAUGUUGAUGACAUCAAAGGAAAACUUUGCUUUGGAAGUAGAGAAAAUUGAUGGAUCAUUGUUAUGGCAUCUAAGAUAUGGGCAUUUGAAUCAAAGAAGCCAGCAGCUGUUGCACCAGAAAAAUAUGGUGGUUGGACUUUCGUCUAUUCACUCUGAAAAGGAAAUAUGUGAAGGCUAUAUUUGCGGACCAACUCGUACACCAUCCUUCAAUAACAAAAGCAAUUCAAAGCUUUUGGAGAAAAUCAGAGUGGUCACAAUUUGA
This is a messenger RNA of Prunus armeniaca (apricot), 783 nucleotides long. The record is from the annotation of a GenBank genome assembly. Lineage: Eukaryota; Viridiplantae; Streptophyta; Magnoliopsida; Rosales; Rosaceae.